GAACCAAAAAAAAAAUUAAAAACCAACCAAAAAACUCUUAAAGUACCCUUCCUCUUCUUCCUCCUCCUCCUUCGUCGUAGUCGUUGUCAUCGCGGUGGUGACGAUCGGCGAAAGGGAAAUUCAUUUUAUCUCAAUAAGAAAGGAAAGAAAGCUCUGCAGUGAAAAAAAUGGCGUACAGAAGAAGGCAGGGGAUGUCGAGAGCGUCAACUUUCAAGGAGGAGAUUAUCCAUCGCCCACCUGAUGACAAUUCUGCUUCCAUUUUGCAAUCUUCGUCUUCUUUCUCUGGUUCUUCGUCUCUCGCUGCUCAGGCCAUUCGUGCUUCCGCUCUCUCCGCUGAGCGCAACAACAACCGAUCCAAGGAUUUUUCUGCAUAUGAUGAAUCGGCCACAAAAUCUGGGUUUUGGGGUGUUCUGGCUCGCAAAGCUAAAGCCAUUCUUGAUGAGGAUGGUGAGUUUCUGCAAGAUGAUAUGCUUGGAGGCGUCAGCUCACAGUCCUCCAAUGCCUCCACUGGCACCCAGUUCCAACAACCCCAUCUGUCAUCUGACAACUCUGUAAGAAUGGAAAAUCCUGCAAUCCGCAAGGGCUUGGACAGAAUCACAACUUCCCUCAAUCAGCUUGGUGACACUUUCGAGAAGGCUUUUGAGGAAGGUCGUACGAUGGUGGAGAACAAGACUGCCGACAUCAAACUGCAAAUUAAACGAAGGGGAGACCAUCCUGAGGCACAAGCUUAUUAUGUGAACCAGAGCAAUUCAGGGCAGCAGCCUAAGAACCCUGAUACUCAACUUAAGGCAUCACGCGACGUUGCAAUGGCAACAGCUGCCAAAGCAAAAUUACUUCUUCGGGAGCUGAAAACUGUUAAAGCAGAUUUGGCUUUUGCAAAGGAACGAUGUUCUCAACUAGAAGAAGAAAAUAAACGCCAUCGUGAGAAUCGUGACAAGGGAAACCACCGAGCAGAUGACGACUUGAUCCGCCUUCAACUGGAGACACUGCUGGCGGAGAAGUCACGCUUAGCGAAUGAGAAUUCAGUUUAUGCUCGCGAGAAUCGGUUCCUAAGGGAAAUUGUUGAAUAUCACCAGCUCACAAUGCAGGAUGUUGUGUAUUUAGAUGAUGAAGAAGUUACAGAAGUUUACCCCUUAACCAGCUCCACCGGGGUCUCCAGGAUGCUUUCCAUUUCCCCGCCCUCAACACCUCCUUCCCCGCCUCCGGAGGACCCUUCACCUGUAACCGCACCAGUUACUGAAGAAAUAUCACCUCUCCUCACCAAGCCACAAGAAAAUAAAGAUGUUUCUGCAAAUGAGGCCACACCAAGUUCCAAUGUCUCAGGUCCUAAUAGAGAAGAUACUAAAACACCUUCUUCAGCAGAAGCUGCUACUAAAACACCUCCUAUAGCAGAAGGAGCUACUAAAUCACCUUCUGUAGCAGAAGCUGACCCUAAAACACCUCCUACAGCAGAAGCUUCUCCGAAAACACCUUCUGUAGCAGAAGAUACGAAAAGACCUCGAGCUUCUGCAUAAGCAACGUUGUUCGUUUUCAUUAAAGAUUUAGAGUAGCAUUUGUUAUUUUUUGUUCUUCCUUUUUCUCUUGGAGAGGAGGAAGAAGAGGAGGGUGGAAGGGGGUAUUCUUCUUCCAAUUACAAUAUUAUUUGUGGAUGUAAUAUUCCGUUUGAGGUUGGGUUGUUUCUACUAGUGCCCUGUGUACCUCUUAGUACAAGAUCAAAUAUUGUCCAUUGUCUUCCUUGUACAAUCGGUGCACCAUUUUUGUUCCUGAGUUUUCAGAUUUCUUAUUUGAUUUGUAUUGAUUUGUUCUGAAUAA
This is a messenger RNA of Prunus mume (Japanese apricot), 1812 nucleotides long. Its product is annotated as heat-inducible transcription repressor. Lineage: Eukaryota; Viridiplantae; Streptophyta; Magnoliopsida; Rosales; Rosaceae. The record is from RefSeq and is a predicted model, not a curated record.